CUGUGUUUCAUCAGCUGAUUGCGUGUGUGCGCUCAUGACAAUCACAUGAAGGCAUGUUAGUUCGGCGGUUGUGUGGUUGAUACUUGGAAUUUCGGUUGACCUGUCGGCACCGUGACAACUUAUACUCGACUACUCUCGGUUUCUGUGUGAAUCUGUAUGUGUGUCUGCAUGUGACAUGUCACUGUACGGCGUGUGCGCUGUUCUGGCACUCGUGUCCGGAAACGCUUUCUGUUUCUACGACCCCGACGAGGUGGUCGACCUACCCGGCAUGUCCUUCAAACCAGCCUACAGGCAGUGGUCCGGGUACCUAGAAGCCGGGCCGGGCCGGUACCUCCAUUACUGGUUUGUGAUGUCUCAGAAUGAGCCCCUGAAGGACCCGCUGGUGCUGUGGCUGAACGGCGGGCCGGGCUGCAGUUCGCUGGAUGGGUUCCUCUCGGAGAACGGGCCCUUUCAUGUGAACGAUGAUGGUGCCACCCUUUACGACAACAAGUUCAGCUGGAACAAGGUGGCCAACAUGCUGUACCUGGAGUCUCCGGCUGGCGUGGGCUUCUCCUAUUCAGACGACCAGCAGUACAAGACCGAUGACGACCAGGUGGCUGACAACAACUACUUGGCACUGAAGAGCUUCUUCAGCAAGUUCCCCAACUUCACUCAGAAUGACUUCUACAUUUUUGGUGAAAGCUACGGUGGCAUCUAUGCACCCACGCUCAGCCUCAGGGUGGCCACCGGGGGCACCAAAAUUAACUUGAAGGGGUUUGCAGUUGGAAAUGGUAUCACCAGUUUUGCUCUCAAUGAUCAGUCCCUCAUCUACUUUGGGUAUUACCACGGGCUCUUCGGAGAACAACUGUGGACUGAUCUGAACAACAACUGCUGUAGAAAUGGCUCAUGCAACUUCUACAACUCCACAGAACCAGGCUGCAUCACCACGGUGUCCCAGGCCUAUAAUAUCGUCUACAGCUCAGGACUCAACGUGUAUGCGCUGUACCUGGAUUGUGCGGGGGGUGUCGGCUCCCAGCACCCCUUCCACUUCUCUAUGCAACACCUGUUCCGCAACUAUAGGAAGAUGUGGGCGAUGGAGCAGUUCUCCAGAGUUGUGGAGUUGCCAGACGAGUCCCAGCUCUCCCUGAAUGAGGUACCUCUCUGCAUCAACAGCACAGCCCAGAUGAACUGGCUGAAUCGUGGUGAUGUGCGCAAAGCCCUGCACGUUCCAGACAUCCUGCCAGCCUGGGACAUCUGCAGUGAUGUGGUAGCGCACCAGUACCAGACCACAUACAAGACCAUGAAGGAUGUGUAUCUGAAGCUACUGAGCUUGGGACUCAGGGUUCUGGUCUACAAUGGAGACACAGACAUGGCCUGCAACUUCCUGGGCUGCCAGUGGUUUGUGGAGAUGCUCGGGCAGAAGUGUCCCCCGGUCCAUCUGCAACAGACGACACUUUACCAGCCAUGGCUGUUCGAGCGCCAGGUUGCAGGAUUCUACCAGCAGUUCGGCAACGUUACCCUGCUUACAGUGAAGGGUGCUGGACACAUGGUCCCACAGUGGGCUCCAGGUCCCGCCUUUCACAUGUUCCAGGCCUUCCUGUCUGGCAGUCCAUAUUGAGGGCACUCCUGUCCCUCUGCAAACACCAAUCCUCCAGUAUUGAUCUACACAUCCAGCUCACUAUAACGAUCCUUUUGAGGGGAUUGUGCUACUAUGUCCUCCACCCUGUAAUCACAGCACUGUAGCAUGCUCCACUGUGUUUGGGCAAGUCUUCAGUACUGCUCACAUGAUUGAUUAAAGAUCUUUUCAUACUGAGGCCCAAAGUGAUCCAUCUGGUUCACACAGUUCAAAUUUGUCACCUUUCAGAGUUGGAAAAUAGCCGUCAAUUUACCCCACUUCUGCUUUACCGCACUUAGGAUAUUUCUAAGGCCUUCAGCAAAGGGGCCCCAUUGAGACAAGACUAAAUGCAGUUGGAGCCUAAUGUCAUUGUUUCAGGACACUGUGCCUUCUAGGUCCUGCUCACACUGGAGGGAUGAACCUUUCACAGAUGCUAGAGUGAGCGCCUGUGGAACCCAUCACGGGGUACAGCACAGAGGUACCGCUUGAAUAUUGGCCUGGGAGCAAGUGAGAACCACAGGCAGAUGUGAUGACCUGUUUGAUGGGCUGUGCAACCACCUGGACUCUUGUUCUUCAGGACUCUACUACCCCCUCCCUCACCACCAGUGUGGGCUCCUGUCCCUUGUCUCUCAGCUCUCUGUGUGUUCUCACUGGUAUGACUGAGUGCAGGUUCUUCAUUUCUUCAAUCAUCACAAGUGCAAAAUUUUAUCUUUUGUAAUUUUUAUGUUUUUUUUUUUUAAAAAAAAAAAAACAUUUCUGUGACAGGCGGCUCCUGUGUGGUUUCUGCACUAAAGACAUGAACCAUCA
Scleropages formosus (Asian bonytongue) is the source of this 2401-nucleotide messenger RNA. RefSeq names its product lysosomal protective protein. The record is from RefSeq and is a predicted model, not a curated record. Gene Ontology annotation, molecular function: serine-type carboxypeptidase activity. The coding region runs from base 176 to 1597 and encodes 473 amino acids. The transcript is spliced from 11 exons. Lineage: Eukaryota; Metazoa; Chordata; Actinopteri; Osteoglossiformes; Osteoglossidae. Gene Ontology annotation, biological process: proteolysis.